Messenger RNA from Strongylocentrotus purpuratus (purple sea urchin), 3228 nucleotides. RefSeq names its product protein SGT1 homolog (gene sugt1). Gene Ontology annotation, molecular function: protein-folding chaperone binding. NCBI's taxonomy places the organism in Eukaryota, Metazoa, Echinodermata, Echinoidea, Camarodonta, Strongylocentrotidae. The transcript has 7 exons. The coding region runs from base 139 to 846 and encodes 235 amino acids. The record is from RefSeq and is a predicted model, not a curated record. Gene Ontology annotation, biological process: protein stabilization.
GGUCGCUGAACUUGUGGUCGCCAGAUUCAAGGAGCGAUAGAGAGUUUUCUAGAAAACCGUCCGUCAGUCGCUGUGCAUUGUCUAGUUAUUGAACUUAAAUAAAGACAGUUGGACCAGUGUACAACAUCAUAGCUUAUAAUGGCGUCAGUGAAUGACCAGAAUGAGAAGCAACCUGAAACCUUGGUAACCCCUCAAACUCAACAACCAAAUCCUGUGCCACCACCUCAAAAGCAGAGAUAUGACUGGUACCAGACAGACACACUUGUUACCAUCAAUAUACUCAUUAAGAAAGCCAAGGAAGAAGAUGUCAAUAUCAUUCUCACCAAGAUUACAUUGAGUGCAACGGUCAAGCAACCCACUGGGAGUGAUUACAGCUUGGAAUUAGACCUAGCUCAUCCCAUCGUUCCAGAGAAAAGCACCACUAGGAUACUCAAUAGUAAAAUAGAGAUCAGACUAAAGAAAGAAGAAGCUAUCAGAUGGAGUAAGCUGGAAGGUGAAGAUAAUAUCCCCCAAGCAGUCAAACCUGCAGCAGAAACUGCAGAAGCCUGCAGCAACGCCGUAGACAUCAAUAAAUACCCGACUUCCAGUCAUGGGACAAGGAACUGGGACCAGAUAGCAAAGGAAUUUGAGAAGGAGGAGGAGGAAAACGCCAAAGGGGAGGCGGCCCUCAAUAGUCUCUUCCAGAAGAUUUAUGCCAGCGGAGAUGAAGAGACUCAGAAGGCCAUGAAUAAGUCAUUUGUGGAGUCGGCCGGGACAGUCUUGAGCACUAAUUGGAAAGACAUUGGUGCCAAGAAGACAGACAUCAAGCCUCCCGAUGGUAUGGAGCACAAGCAAUGGGAUUCAUGAUCAUGCCCUGCUCCCAAGUGGAGUGAAUUCACAAAGCUUUGUUGAACUGUAAAAACUUUUUUCGGGAAUCAUUGUGUGAACUAAAUUGGAACGUCAAAUUCUAUACCUUCAACAUCUAAAACUUGUUACAUUGGUGUGGAUACUUCCAGAUGUGACAACGAUAGAACCACAUAUUGGAUCUUGUGUGAAACUCAUUCUUUAUUACCCAUUACCGUAAGACUCUAUACCAGCUACAAGCUUUGCACAUCAGUUGAAGUACUCUAGCGUCAGCUGUAAAACCCACGCUUCUUCUGUAUAUCUUAUUUCGAUGUCUGUAUGAAAACAAUUUUAUACAGACUAUAUUUGUUAUACCAGGUUUAACCUGAAUCAUAAGAACGUUAUUAUUAUUAAUAAUAAUAAUAGUGGGUUCUUGUAUAGCGCCUAUGUCUGUUAGACUCGACACUCCUGGCGUUCCCGAUUAAUGACUUCCACAGUACAUAAACGUCAAUGAAAUGGCCACAUGAACAGCACACGUUAUCACAGACGAAACCAAAAUCAUUGCAAAAUGUAUGUGAAACCUAUUUUGUCAGCAUAUAUGUAUAUGAUAAAAUCCACCUUGAUUUUGGGCCAGUGAGGGGAAUAUUUCUGUUUGAGCUUUAUUACUGUAAAACUGUGCAUUGAAAUAAAAAAGAAUGCAUUUUCUCUCUUAAUCUGUCGUACCGUAUGCAGGACCUUUCUUCUACAACUACCGGUACUAACAUUGCACAGAGGUUAAAAUUAAGUUUUGACAGACUUGUGAACAAUAACAGUUUUUUAUAACAAAAAUAUCUUUUAUAAUGAAUUACAAAAAUAAAAAUAAUUUGCAAAGUUGAUUGUGUUAUAAUCUCCUAUCAUAAAAUAUGAUUUCAAAUAUAUGUUCACAUAAUUGUCCACCUCAUUUUGUAGCUGCUGAUGAAUAUUACGAUACAGUUUGAAAGGGAUAGUGAUUCUUCAAUGUUGAGGGAUUUGUAUGCUAAAGUAGUGUGUCUGUACUGAUGCUCACAGCCUAAUCACAGAAUGUCUUGUACAUUGUACUUCUGUCCAUUUUAUUUUGUGGGUACUGGACUUAUUGUACUCUGCGUAGCAACCUGGUAGUUGGCUCAGGUCUGAUAUAGCAACUAUGAACAGUGGGGUUAGACACCCAAACCAAAAUUCUGAUGGUGUUAAUUUGAGAGUGGAAGUCGAGGGUGACAUUUGAAUUUCAAAUGACACAAUUCAAAUAAGCCUGAAGACAGCAGCAAGAUCAUUUGAUAAGCAAACACCAUUACCGGGGUGGCUAUUUCUCCCUAAAAGAGAUAACGUUUAGGAAUCGGGUGUUCUCUGUAUAAAGCCUAUGAGAAUUGGGUUGAGAUCGUGAUUUCAAAUGCUUCAUGUAAUUAUUCCUUUUGCCACAUAGACAUGGAGCUCGAAACACGACAGUUUCAUGAUAAUUUCAAGAAAUCGGAAGAGACUGAUGUUCUCCUUUAUAUGUAUUGCCUACCCUAACAAUAAUUUCAUUUAAAUGAAUGCUACAAAGUACAAACAAUUAUAGCAUAAAAUCAAUAAAGUUUAGACGAUAAUAAAAAAAUCAAACAUUCGCUGACCUACUUCUCUGACUUUUCUGCUUUUAUCCAAAGUAGCAUGUUGGGAGACUACUUCUAUAAUGUCAGAAGUGUCUAAAUGGGACAUGUAAUUGACUUUAGGUGUUUAGGUAAUAGGCACAUGAUUAAAUUCAUGUAACCCUUACACUUUUGCACCAUUUAAUUUAUAAAUAUUGUAUAUCAACGCCUUUGAUUAGGCAACGAGAUAUUGGCACUUUAUAAAUUCCUGGAUUGGAUAUGUUAAGAGCAAGACGCUACGUUUCAUUCCAAAUGAAAUUUAAAUUGUAUUGUGGUAAUUAUUUGGAUGGUUCAGUUAUGAUUGACAAAGUCAAAAGUGCACUAGUUUAAAUUUCAAUGUUGCAAUGUAAAUUUACUCUUUUUCUUGUAAUAUUUGCAGUGUACAAGUGUUUCACAUUUUCAAUUCUUUUCUUCUUUUUUUUUAAUAAUAUAUAUAUCAUCAUCUUCACUAUAAAAUUGAAUUUGCUUUGUAAAAUUGCAGAGUAAUUAACAUACAUUGUUCAAAUGUAAGAAAUCAUACAACCAUUAUCAACAACAAGAAAGGAGCCAGUAAUACCUACUUGGAAAUAAUUCUCAUUUUUCUGUGAAGUUAUGUUCUCUUAAAUUUUUCUUAUUGAAUUCUGUCAUAUGAAAGCUUUAUUGUUCAUCAUACUACAAGAAAUAAAAUGAUUUUAGUUCCCUCAUAAAUACAAAAGAUGACUGUAAAACUGCAAUGUGUUCAUAAAAAUAUUUCAUUUUAUAAAAUUGUUCAUGUCUUUUAAUACAA